Molecule: messenger RNA, 1671 nt
Organism: Adineta ricciae
Lineage: Eukaryota; Metazoa; Rotifera; Eurotatoria; Adinetida; Adinetidae
Source: the annotation of a GenBank genome assembly
AUGACCUGGAUAUCAUUGGUUUGCUUGCUCGCUCUGUCGAGUUCAGCUUUUGCCGGUUACGGUCAAGCAGGUGGCUAUGGAUCAGCCUUACCUAAGGUAUUAUCUAUGAUUCGUGACAACCCAGUUCGACGACCAAUCUUACCAAUCGUCCCACAAACUUACGGACAACAAAAAUCCCUUGAACAACCAUCAUACGGUCAAGUACAACAACCACAAAUACCAGCUACUUAUGGUUCACAAAUCUUCACCGCACCAAAAGUUUUACCAACUCAAGGUUAUGGUGCUGCUCCUCGCAUGUUCGCUUUUGACGAAACACAAGCCCCUCAAGUUCCACAAAUCCCCAUCGUCACCGAAGCUGACAACCUCUGCCGUGGUCAAGCUCCAGAAACCGUCAUUCCAUUAGAUGAUGGUCGCCGAUUUGUUGUCUGUCUCGAUGAUGGCAAAGGUGCUGAACAAUCAUGUCCAAAAGGUCUUGUCUACCGUGCAUCCACACGCCGAUGUGAACGCAAAUAUGGUCCACAAGACUACUGUCUUUCCCAACCAUGCCUUAACGGUGGUCAAUGCCUUCCAACUGACUCAAGCUACCAAUGCCAAUGUGCCCCUGGUUUCGACGGUCAAAACUGUGAAUUAGAUGCCCGCAUCUGUCAAACUCAAUAUCCAUGCGGACAAUCACCAGAUGCCCGAUGCCAGUCAUUCCGUUUAGGUGCUGCUCUUCCAUACAUCUGCAUCUUUCAAGAUGGUCUUGCUUACGGUCUUAGUAAUACACAAGUUGUUCCCAGCCCAUGCCAAGGUGUCGAUGGUCCACAAGCUUUAAGUGUCACUGACAAAGGUUUCAUUAUGUGCGAUGGUGAACGUAUGUUUGUUGAAUCAUGCCCUGGUGGUACAAUUUGGGAAGAUGCAAACAAAGCUUGUGUAUGGCCAGAUCUGCAAACAACUGUUCCACAACUUGACGAACAACCAUCAUACGGCUCACAAAUCAAACCAAAACUGAUCCAAGGAUACGGUUCACAAAUUCUCGAACAGCCAAAACUCAUUCAAGGAUAUGGAUCACAAAUCCCUGAACAACCCAAACUCAUCCAGGGAUAUGGAUCACAAAUUCCUCAACUACCCAGAUUCAUUCAAAAACUUGAACAACCAAAACUGAUCCAAGGAUACGGUUCACGAAUUCCUGAACAACCAAAACUCAUCCAAGGAUACGGAUCUCAAAUCCCCGAACAACCAAAACUCAUCCAAGGAUACGGAUCACAAAUCCCCGAACAACCAAAACUCAUCCAAGGAUACGGUUCACGAAUUCCUGAACAACCCAAACUCAUCCAAGGAUACGGAUCUCAAAUCCCCGAACAACCAAAACUCAUCCAAGGAUACGGAUCACAAAUCCCCGAACAACCAAAACUCAUCCAAGGAUACGGAUCACAAAUCCCCGAACAACCAAAACUCAUCCAAGGAUACGGUUCACGAAUUCCUGAACAACCCAAACUCAUCCAAGGAUACGGAUCUCAAACCCUCGAACAACCCAAACUCAUCCAAGGAUACGGAUCUCAAAUCCUCGAACAACCAAAACUCAUCGCAACAUUUGAACAACCAAAACCCGUUCAAACUUACGGAUCUGAAAUUACCAUUCAACCAGAUUCUGAACAACCAAAACUCGUUCAACCAUCAUCAGGUUAUUAA